This is a messenger RNA of Sphaeramia orbicularis (orbiculate cardinalfish), 1461 nucleotides long. Its product is annotated as zinc finger protein 420-like. The transcript has a single exon. NCBI's taxonomy places the organism in Eukaryota, Metazoa, Chordata, Actinopteri, Kurtiformes, Apogonidae. The annotation marks the transcript as partial. The record is from RefSeq and is a predicted model, not a curated record.
AAACAUCAAAGCGUCCACACUGGAGAAAGACCAUAUGAGUGUGACCAGUGUGGAAAGACUUUCAUAAGAGCAGGAUACCUAAAAAUGCACCAAUGCAUCCACACUGGAGAAAGACUAUAUGAGUGUGACCAGUGUGGAAAGACUUUCAUAAGAGCAGGAUACCUAAAAAUGCACCAGCACUUCCACACUGGAGAAAGACUAUAUGAGUGUGAGCAGUGUGGGAAGAGUUUCACCCAGAUGAGUGCGCUUAAAUAUCACCAACGCAUUCACACUGGAGAAAGACCAUAUGAGUGCAACCAGUGUGGAAAUUCUUUCACCACAGCAAGUAAUCUCAAAAUGCACCAACGCGUCCACACUGGAGAAAAACCAUUUUCCUGUGACCAGUGUGGAAAUGCUUUCACCAGAGCAAGUAAUCUAAAAAAGCACCAACGCGUCCACACUGGAGAAAGACCAUAUGAGUGUGAACAGUGUGGAAAUGUUUUCGCCACAGCAGAUUACCUAAAAAUCCACCAACGCAUCCACACUGGAGAAAGACCAUUUGCCUGUGACCAGUGUGGAAAUGCUUUCAUCACACGAAUUGCCCUAAAAAGACACCAACGCGUCCAUACUGGACAAAAACCAUAUGUUUGUGACCAGUGUGGGAAGUUUUUUACCACAGCUACUCACCUAAAAAUCCACCAAAGGACCCACACUGGAGAAAAACCCUACCAGUGCAGAUUCUGUGACAGAUGUUUUGUCUCAGGUUCAAAUUGUACUAAACAUGAACGUGUUGCACAUGUCCACAAAAGACAAAAACUGUACAGUCGUACAAAAAAGUAAUACAUUGGACUCUAGCAGACAGAGUCGGUGUCAUAACACACCUAAACAGUUUGAAUGUCUCCAAUGUAAUGAAAGAUUCUCAUCAUCCUCUGCCCUCUGCUAUCAUCAGCGCAGAUGUGAAUCAUUAAUGUCUGGACUAAAAUGUCCCUCAUCAUCAGAUGACAAGAAGAAACACAGUGUGUCUGAACCAGCAGCACCAACUUCUGACAAGAACAUCGGAAUGAAAAACCUCCAGAUCAGACUUCACAGAAUCCAGAUGUGAAGACAAACAUCAGACUGAAGGCUGUGUUUUGUUUUCCUCAGAGUACAGAGGUGUGUUCUAACGCACCUUCACAAAAUAGUGACGUUACUGAACCUCAACCUGCCACCAGGUGAAAAGUUCAACUAGUGCAGGUGAACAAGGACCUGGUUUCUAUGGCAAUACCACUUCUCAUUGACUCUGUAGACUUUAAUCAGUAACUUGUUGUGAUUCUGUUGCUGGUUGGGGUUCACGCAGUUGGAUUUACAUCAGUUAGAAACAACAUUCAUUCAUUCCUUUUCUGAACCCGCAUUAUCCUCACUAGGGUCACGGGGGUCGCUUGGAGCCUAUCCCAGCUACUUAGAGGCGAAGGCGAGGUUCACCCUGGACAUUUUGCCACUUCA